AUGGCCAAGUAUCGCUUGGAGGAGGCCUCUACAGGCCGUGCUGGCUGCCAAAACAAGGAAUGCAAAGACCAGAAAAUCAAAAUCUUGAAGGGAGAGCUUCGUCUUGGGUCCUGGGUUGAUACAGAACGUUUCCAGAGUUUCUUCUGGAGACAUUGGGGAUGCGUCACUCCUAAGAUAAUUGCCAGCCUCAAUGAGACUAUUGAAGAAAGCAGUGGAAGCGAAGAGGAUAAGGAUUACACCGUUUUGGACGGUUAUGACGAGCUCUCUGCCGAGAAUCAGGAGAAGGUUCGUCAAGCGCUGGAACAAGGUCAUGUUGAUGAUUCCGAUUGGAAAGGUGAUAUCGAGAUGAAUCGACCCGGUAAGACCGGUUUCCGCACUCGUACGCCCAAGAAGAAGAAUGCUGGAGCGGAGGAGGAGGACGAGGAGGAAGAGAAGCCCCAGCCCAAGAAACGUGGUCGUAAGAAGGCAGAAAAAGAAGACACCGAAGAAGCUGCUCCGAAGAGGGCAAAGAGGGGUGGCCGCAAGAGGGCAGACGCUGAAGAAACUGCUCCGAGGAGGAUAAAGAAACGUGAGUGA
Molecule: messenger RNA, 576 nt
Organism: Monascus purpureus
Lineage: Eukaryota; Fungi; Ascomycota; Eurotiomycetes; Eurotiales; Aspergillaceae
Source: the annotation of a GenBank genome assembly